Engraulis encrasicolus (European anchovy) is the source of this 1701-nucleotide messenger RNA. RefSeq names its product B-cell receptor CD22-like. The record is from RefSeq and is a predicted model, not a curated record. Bases 1 to 1701 code for a protein of 566 amino acids. NCBI's taxonomy places the organism in Eukaryota, Metazoa, Chordata, Actinopteri, Clupeiformes, Engraulidae. The transcript is spliced from 9 exons.
AUGCCUGGAUCGACUGUGACCAUUCUCUGCUCCUUUACCCAUCCUGCUGGUCUUGAAGUCACCAAAGUCUUCUGGUCAAUUAACCCCAAAAAGGGAGUGACGCCCACUGAUCUGAUGAUGCUCCAGCAGUAUUCAGAUCGAGUUCAGUACAACUCAGAUAUACAGGAAAACUGCACAAUGACUCUGAGGGAUGUGAGGCGCACAGAUAUUGCUUCAUAUCAUGUCAAGAUUGAAACAAGCCGAAGUACAGAGAAAUGGCUGUCAUCUCCAGUCUUAUUUACAGUUCGAGAUGCCCCUGUCCUAGCUGUCCAGACAUCUGGACCAGCGGUUGAGGGACGGGAUGUGAAGCUGAGCUGCGUUAGUGACUGUGCCUUGAGACCAAACUCCAGGAUCAUGUGGGAGAAGGAUGGACAUGCUAUGCCUGAUGCACACAAAUACAACGAAAACCUUGUGCUCUACAACAUCCGGUCUGGGAAUGAAGGGGCAUACACUUGCAUUGUGGAAGGUCAAGAGAAUCACAGAUCUUCUCCACUGGGCAUUAAAGUGAUGUAUCCUCCAAAGAACACCUACACAUCUGUACGCCCAGUUGGUGACAUACUACAGGGCAGCGCUCAGGUGUCGCUCAGGUGCUACAGUGAUGCCGUACCACCAGCGAGAUACACCUGGUACCGGAGGACUGGGGAAACGUCAUCACUGGUGGUAUCUGACAAGAUCUACCGCAUCGCCCAUAUCACCUCUGAACACAGUGGAUAUUACUACUGCACGGCUACAAAUGUGUAUGGCAGCAACAACUCUACAGAUCUCCAUGUUAAUGUCCAGUAUCCUCCAAAGACGACCUUAAUAUUAAUUAGUCCCAUUGCGGAGGUGCUGGAGGGUGACACAGUGAUCAUGAGCUGUAGAAGUGAUGCCAACCCACCAGCAAGCUUUGCAUGGUAUUGGAAGGGGAACAGAGUACAGGCAGCAAAACAAAAGAAUUACAGCCUCAUUGCAGUCAGGUCUGAAGACACCGGUGAUUACUACUGCCAGGCUCAGAACAAACAUGGUGACAGAAACUCAACUCUUAUCCAUCUUAAUGUUCUAUAUCCACCCAAAAGGACCUCAGCAUUUCUCUUCCACAAGGGUGAUCUGAAUGAAGGGACCUCUGUGAUUCUGUCCUGCAACAGUAAUGCCAACCCACCAGUUGAGAACUACACCUGGUACAAGAAGACUAGUGCCAGCACUGAAGUCACCCAAACAGGUUCAGGGCAAUUCAACACCUUCACUCUGUCCCCCGACACAGUUGGGGUUUACCACUGUGAGGCAAAAAACAGUCUUGGCACCCAGGACAGUGCUGCAAUCGAAGUGUCUGCAUCAGGCCAAGUUCAAUGGCAGACAGCGACUUUGUGUGUGCUUGGAGCCAUUGUGGCAGUACAGACUUUGACAAUUGUACUCAUACACUGCAGGAGGAAGAGGAGUUUUGGUGCAGAUUAUGGAGACACAGGCAGGAAUGCAGGGGACAGUGUUACGGGCAGGAACACAGAGGGGGAUGACGAUUAUGUGAAUAAUGAUCAAAGAAGAAACUCAUUGGACAUCCCCAUGGUUUCACUUCAGAGUUCAGUGUUGCGUUCCUUACCCAACAACGCCCACACUGAUGAUGUGUAUCAGAGCUUGAACCCCAACACCAUUGAGCCGAAUGCAGUUUAUCACAGUCUGAGGGCUUAG